CCUCUUGGUCCCGGAUGUGGGAGGGGAGGGCCAGGGAGCCAAGACACUCAGCCAAGAGUGGAAGCUCCACAUCCAGCAGAAGCCUUAAAGAGGGAGAUGUGGCAGGGGCAUGAAAUCAGUGCCCGAGAUUUGGCCUGCUGAGUACGUCCUGAGGCACCUGCAGGAUGAAGGCUCUUGCCCUCCUCCUCCUCCUUGUCCUGGGGCUGCUGGGGUGUGGCAAGUCUCUGUGUCCAGUGGAUGAAGCCAUCAAUGAGAAGAUCCAGGAUGGCACCAGAUCCUUAAUUCUUGAGACAAUGAGGAACUUUGGCCUGAGCUGCCAGAGCAUCACCUCCAGGGGGGACCUGGCCACCUGCCCUGCAGGCUUCGCCGUCACCGCCUGCACCUGUGGCUCCGCCUGUGGCUCGUGGGACGUGCGCGCCGAGACCACAUGCCACUGCCAGUGCGCGGGCAUGGACUGGACCGGAGCUCGCUGUUGCCGCGUGCAGAUCACCGCCUGAGGUCCCCGGGGUCACGGUGCCGGCUGGGGGGCGUGGCCAGGCCUCGAGGGGGCGGGGUCAGGCCGCUGACGGGGCGUGGCCAGGCCUCGGAGGGGCGGGGCUGGAAAUAAACCCUGAGAAG
Molecule: messenger RNA, 618 nt
Organism: Callorhinus ursinus (northern fur seal)
Lineage: Eukaryota; Metazoa; Chordata; Mammalia; Carnivora; Otariidae
Gene: RETN
Product: resistin
Cellular component (GO): extracellular region
Molecular function (GO): hormone activity
Source: RefSeq, a predicted model, not a curated record